AUGACCGUGGAUCAGAUCGUCUCAUUUUCUGGGUGCAAUCGACUAGCACAUGAUGACCAUGCCAAGCUGACUCGGUGGAACUCUGUUGUUCCCCCGACCGUCAAACAGUGCGCACAUUCUUUAUUCCAACAACGCUCCAUCCUCCAGCCAAAUGAUACCUCUAUUGAUGCUUGGGAUGGGAGACUCUCAUACGGUGCACUGGACGCUCUGUCCGACGAUCUUGCCGACAACCUCAGCGCACGCUACAAUUUAGCAGGCCAAUUUAUCCCUAUUUGCAUGUUCAAAUCCAAAUGGGUUCUUGUGGCUAUGCUAGGGGCACUCAAGGCUGGUGCUGCCUUUGUGCUCUUAGACCCGAGUCAUCCCUCGGAUCGGCUCCGUCAAAUAUGUCGAGAUGUUACUGCGCCGCUCAUUAUGGUCUCGACACUAAGUCAAUUCAUGAUCUCUACAUUGGGGAUCAAGGCUGUGAUUGUUGAUGAAGAGCUUGGCUCCUUAUCCACGGAUGUUCGUUCGAAGGAUGAGUUGCACAGCCCCACUGUUUUUGAUCCCAGCAGCGCCAUGUUUGUUGUUUUUACCUCUGGCUCGACAGGCAAGCCCAAGGGCGCAAUAAUUUCACAUGAAUCCUUCUCUACCAGCGCGAUGUCGGCCCUCGAACCUAUGCGGAUGCAGCAGCAAUCGCGAGUCUUGCAGUUCGCCUCCUUUGCUUUUGAUGCGAGUGUUCUCGAGCACAUGUUCACCGUUAUUGCAGGUGGCUGCGUAUGCAUACCCUCUGAAAAUGCAAGGCAGAAUCAGCUUUCAAAGAGCGUCAAUGAUCUCAGAGUCAAUUGGGCAUGUCUUACACCAUCGGUGGCUCGGCUUAUCACGCCAGAUACUGUCCCUGGCCUCCGGCACCUAAUUCUGUGCGGUGAAGCAAUAACCUCAUCCGAUAUUGAUAGAUGGCCCGCACACGUCCAAAUGAUUGGCAUCUAUGGCCCGGCCGAGUGCAGUAUUCUCGCUACGAUUCAAACCGAUUUGAGAUCUGCCGAGCUGCCGACCGACCUUGGUUAUGCUCCCGCAGCAACUUGCUGGGUUGUCGAUCCGGAAGACAUUAACCAGCUGGUUCCAAUAGGUGACGAAGGGGAACUCAUCAUUGAAGGCGCAAUUGUGGGCUCUGGCUACAUUCAAAAUCAAGAACAAUCUGCUGCUGCAUUCAUCAAUGCGCCAACUUGGCUCAGAGACUUUCGAUGCGACACCACUGAGGGACGUCCCCAUCGCCUGUACAAAACAGGCGACCUUGUGCGCCAAGAACAAAACGGUUCGCUGGAAUUUUUGAGUCGGAAGGACACACAAGUCAAGAUCAACGGACAAAGGGUUGAGCUGGGUGAGAUAGAACACCAAAUCCGUUGCAUUCUACCGCAAGGGACACAAGAAGCUAUCGCAGAAGUGUUCAAGUUCCACGAGAGUGUUAUAUUGGUCGCCUUUCUUCAACGGACAGAGCUCAAAGGGGCUGAGAAAACAGACCGCUUGUUCCUGGACUCAACACAGAACCAUAUCGAUCAAGCCCAAGCCCUACAUUCCCAGUUAGAACUGGUCUUGCCAAGUUUUAUGGUACCUCGAUAUUUCUUACCUAUCUCUUAUGUUCCAAAGACGCAUACGGACAAGAUCAACAGACGUCUUCUUCAAGAACAAGCAAAAAUGAUCACACCGCAGCAUUUGAGAAGCUAUUGCAUCAUCCAGUCGAAGUCUACCAGCGAGUCGGCGGAAGAUGAACGGCCAUUGACUGCUCAAGAACGCAAAUUACCGCGACGACAGUUGGAUUGGCUUGGGGGGAAUUCUAUUCUCACCAUGAAAAUGAUCUCCUUGGCGGAAGAUGAGGAUAUCUUCCUUUCGGUUCAAGACGUUUACCGACUCCAAACACUGGAAGCAAUAUCGGCGACAGUGACUGCAGACAAUCAGUUACAUGCUGCGACAAUCAUUCAUCCCUUUGCGCUGGUGGAUCAGGGUCCAAAUUCGCGCACAAGGGGCUUGAUUCGAGAUAUUUCUCGGCAGUAUCAGUCUGUGUGCUCAUCUUUCACGAUUGAAGAUAUAUACCCCUGUUACCCUACGCAAGCUUAUUGGAUAUCUGAGUCAGUAUCUCAAGCGGGCAAUUACACAGUUGAGAUUAGUGCCACUCUUUCGCCGGAUACAGACGAGAAACGAUUGGCCGAAGCAUGGCACCUGGUAGCGGCAGGAAAUCCUAGUCUUCGCACGCAGAUUGUCGAGGUUUCUGGUGAUUUCUUUCAAGUAGUGAUGAAGGAAGCCUCUACCCUGCAUGUACUUGAAGCCUCACGCUUUGAAGUCUCCCACGGUGACAACAUUUGGGGACUGGUCAAGCCACUUGUGUGGGCAGAGAAGAUUGGGGUCUCGCUUCGGAUCUGGAUCCAUCAUGCCAUUUUUGACGGUUUCACCUUGUCUUUGCUGAUGCAGCAGCUUACAAAGGCCUACCAAGAGGGCCAGGCUGCGGUGACUCAGCGAGCAUAUAGCAACUUUGUUAAAUGGGCCGUUUCGAUAUCCCCUGAGGUAGAAUCGUUCUGGACGCAAACCUUCCGUGGCUUUCACGGCCAGAUUUACCCGGCUCUCCCAUCCGAGACAUACAGACCGUUGCCAACUGGUCACAUUGAUGGUGGCAUUAUCCGGUGCUAUAACGAUUCUCAACUUGCCACCAAAAUUCGCCUGUCGCUGACUUUGACGUUGGCUCGGAUGAUGAACGACUUUGAUGUUGUUUUCAGCGAGAUCGUUUGGCGGCGUGAAGCGCCCAUUGUGGGUAUUGCAGAGACAAUGGGUCCCACGACUGCUCGGGUGCCUGUCCGCGUGGCUCUCGCCCCUCUGAUGAGUCUUCGAGACACACUUGAGCGGCUCCAGAGCCAAAUCUUGCAAAGCACACCUUUUCAAUGUGCCGAGAUGUGUCAAAUUGCCACAUUCAGCUCGAGCACGGCCUCUGGGUGCCGGGCGCAAACUACAUUGAUGAUCCAACCCACCUACGACGAGGCGAUCUCUCCGCCGUUCAAGCAAUGGACCUACCAAUUCCACGAAAGCGUUAUGCGGGCUCCCUGGGCUUUGACGGUUAUCUGCGAGGUGUCUUCAGAUCUCGUGCAAAUUUCCGCCAAGUAUGAUCCGAAUAUUCUGGAGCCACAGCAGGCUCUGCGGCUAAUGACGACUUUUGAAGAAAUAUUUGACUUGAUUCAACAGCAACCGGGCUUAAGAGUAAAUGAGGUCACGAACCCUUCAGAUAUACUUUAA
Molecule: messenger RNA, 3255 nt
Organism: Penicillium subrubescens
Lineage: Eukaryota; Fungi; Ascomycota; Eurotiomycetes; Eurotiales; Aspergillaceae
Exons: 2
Coding region: 1-3255 (1084 amino acids)
Biological process (GO): secondary metabolite biosynthetic process; amino acid activation for nonribosomal peptide biosynthetic process
Cellular component (GO): cytoplasm
Molecular function (GO): phosphopantetheine binding; catalytic activity
Source: RefSeq, a predicted model, not a curated record